Molecule: messenger RNA, 3437 nt
Organism: Caretta caretta (loggerhead turtle)
Lineage: Eukaryota; Metazoa; Chordata; Testudines; Cheloniidae
Source: RefSeq, a predicted model, not a curated record
AAAGCUUACGCUCAAAUAAAUGUGUUACUCCCUAAGGUGUCACGAGUCCUCCUGUUCUUUUUGCGGAUACAGACGAACACAGCUGCUACUCUGAAGUCUGAGGAAGUUUCUGAUCUGGUGUGGAGCCCGGUUCCCCUUUGCGAUCCCGGUUCCCCUUUGCGAUCCCGGUCCCAGUCGGAGGGAAAUGAAACCCAGCUGGUGGUGAAGAUCUGGCUGGAAAAGCCACAGCGGGGCUGGGUCGGACCAGACCCGAGCCGGCCAGCCCCCCGGAGCGCUGCCCGGAGAGACCCCCCUGCGCCUUGGUGGGAUUCCAGGACGAUGAGCCGACCCCAGAGGAUCUGGGGGGCGCUGCCCCCCCUCUUCCUCCUCCUCCUCCUCCCCCUCGGCGCCGCCUACAAGCCGGUCGUGGUCGUGCACGGCCUUUUCGACAGCCCCUCGGACUUCAGCCCGCUGCUACACUUCAUCAACCAGACCCACCCGGGCACCAACGUGACGGUCGUGGAUCUCUUUGACCACAGCCAGAGCCUGAAGCCGCUCUGGGUGCAGGUGGAGGGUUUCCGACGGGCCAUUUCGCCCAUCAUGCAGAACGCGGCCAACGGGGUGCAUCUCAUCUGCUACUCGCAGGGGGGGCUCAUCUGCCGAGCUCUGCUCUCCACGAUGCCUGAUCACAACGUCGACACCUUCAUCUCUCUGUCCGCCCCCCAGAUGGGGCAGUACGGCGACACCCGGUACCUGCGCUGGCUGUUCCCCAGGUACGUGAAGUCCAACCUCUUCCGGUUCUGCUACACCCACCUGGGCCAGGACGUCUCCAUCUGCAACUACUGGAAUGACCCACAUCACCGGGACCUUUAUCUCAACACCAGCAACUUCCUCGCCCUGCUCAACAGUGAAAGGGUUAAUCCCAACGCCACAGCCUGGAAGAGGAAUCUCGUGCGGAUCCAGAAGCUGGUUCUGGUCGGGGGUCCGGACGACGGGGUCAUCACGCCCUGGCAGUCCAGCCUCUUCGCUUUCUACAACCUCAACGAGACGGUGAUGGACAUGGAGCAGCAGCUGGUUUACCUGCAGGACAGCUUCGGGCUGAAGACGCUGGAUGCCCGCGGUGCCAUCACCCGGUGCCUGGUGCCCGGGGUGCCCCACACGGCCUGGCACUCCAACCGCACCGUCUACGAGGCCUGCCUGGCCCCCUGGCUCUCCUAGCCCGGGGAGGACGGGGGGGCACCCCGCCUUUUCAAUUGCAACCCUCCCGGCCACACCACCCUGUUUGGGUGUUUGGAGCAGGAGGUUUCCUCGGGGAGGGUCCGGGGGGCUGGAAUUGCGGGGGAGGCUGGGAAUGGGACGUUGGGAAGGUGGGGUCCGGGGGGGGGGGCUGGGGUCCUUUUCCCGGUCAGAAAACGAUUGUAAAAGAUUUGGGGGGUGACAGGGUUUGAACCGGCCCAUAGUUCAUAUCAUGGCUGCCUGGUUGGGGGGGCUGCCCUGGGAGGGCUCAGUUUGGGGGUGACUCAGCCCCCCCAGCCAGGCAGGUUCCAGUAUUAACCCUUUCGUGCCUGGCACAAGGGGGCCAACCGAGCUGCCAUGUUCGUGUGGGACUCAGGGAUUUCAGGGGGGCUUCAGAGCUCCGCUGUUGUACCCCCAAAACCAGACCCAACCCCGUCUUAGCUCAGGGGAGGGGGAGGGAGUGGAUCCCCAAAAGGGGGAAUAUUGGGGUACUUGACAUUUGGGGGUUCACAGAACUUUUUAGGUACGUUUCCAGAUGAGGCAGUGUGGGGGUUCCAUUGAAUUUGGGAGUGGAAAAUUGGGGGGAUGGAUGAGUGUAAGGGGAUUUGGGGAACUCCCUAGAGACUCUGCAGUACCCCCACACUGGGGUCAAGGAUUUGAGGGGUGACGAGGAAGGAUUUGGGGGUUCGCUAUGGGGAAUAUUAGACAUGGGAGCCCAAACUUUGGGGUGCCAAAGAUGGGUGUGGAUUCAACUGGGGAACUUAGUUGAACCCCAAGGCUUGGAAAGAGGCAUCAGCUGCAAUUGGGGGGUUCAGUUUUAGGGCCUUGAGGGUGGUUUUGGGGUGACCAAAUUUGGGGGUUGCAUUUCCAGGAGACAGUUCGGGGCUGUGGGUUUUGGGGUGUCCAGGAGAUCUGCUGGUUGGGGUCAGCAGGAAUUGUGCGUUAUAUUUUGGGGUUCACGUUGCAGCGCCUGGUUCUUGGCUCUGGGAAGUUUGGGGUCAUUGGGACAUUUGCAUGAAUUUUAGAGGUUCACUUAUUUUAGUAGUUAAGGGCUGUUGAUAUUGGGGGUUACUAGAGAAUUUGCUUGUAGUUUGGGGGUUCACUCCCCUUAAGGGAGUUCACGUGGAUUGAGUUAAGUACAUUGGCCUAUGUUAGAGGUUCAUUCAGUGGGUUGAGUUUUGGGGAACCACUUAAAUUGGGGGGGUCACUAGAAAUUUUCAUGACUUGUAGGGACUCGGGGUUAAGUUUUGGGGCUCCCUGCCUGUGAAGACUGCUAGUUUUGGGGGUCACUAGAGGUUUUGUAUUAAUUCAUCGGGUGAUUCAGUUCAGGGAACUCCAUUUAUUUGGGGGUUUGCUGGAGUUUUAGGGGUGGUAAUUUGGGGGUGGCUGGAUUUGCAUGUUAUUGGGGUUAUUUUUAUAAAUGGCUGGAGACUUGGACCCUGAGUUCAGGGGUUCUAGGAUAAUUUUGGGGGGCUGCUGGGGGUUAAUGGGACAUUAUGGGGGUGUCAUUAGUUAUAAGGUUCAGUUCAAUUCUCGGUAGCACAUUGUCAGUAUUGGGGUACUAGGCUGUAUUGCAGGGCGCGAUUCCUGCAUUUUCUGAUCCAGGUGUUUUGGGGGGGCCCGCACCUUUGCAAUCUAGGGCUGUAUUGGGGUAAUUGCAGAGCUGGCUGCAUCUGACUUGAAAUUUGGGGCUGCAGGUGUCUGGGGUACUUUGAAUUUUGGGGUGCUGUGCACAGUUGGGGUGACUGGGCAAUUGACUUGGGGGUGCAGGUUUGGGAGUCCAGCUGCCUUUGGGGGGGGCCCAGCAUCAUGGGGGCCCUAGUUUGAGGGGGCUUCAGAUUGAUGUGGGGGUGCCAGACUGAUUUUGGGGGGCUAGAGCCCAGAGGGUCAGCGUGACCAGGACACAAAAUUUGGGGGUGCAGGAGCACAAUCUUUGAGGGGGGGUCUCUGCAGCCCCCAAUUCUGAGACCCCCGUUUCUCACAGAGGGGGGCUGUUUGGGGCUCCCUGACUGGUAUGUAAAAUAUUGGGGUCCCCAGGCCCCGCCCCCUGCGCGGAUGUUUAAUAUUUAUGGAGCUGUGGGGGGGGGCUGUCUGCCUGGGAACCCCGCUGUGCCCCCCGCCCCCGGGGAGACGUAUCAUGGUGGGGGGGGUCAGUGUUACACCCCCGAUUCCGGCCUCCAUUUCCUGUGUAUUUAUAAUAAUAAAAGCACUUUGUUCCCCAG